AUUUUUCUAGGUUCCACAUAUAUGCGUUAAUAUACGAUAUUCGUUUCUCUCCUUCUGACCCACUUCACUCUGUAUGACAGUCUCUAGAUCCAUCCAUGUCUCUACAAAUGACUCAAUUUAAUACCUUUUUAUGGCUGAGUAAUAUUCCAUUGUAUAUAUGUACCACAUCUUCCCUAUCCAUUCAGCUGCUGAUGGGCAUUUAGGUUGCUUCCAUGUCCUGGCCAUUGUAAAUAGUGCUGCAAUGAACAUUGGGGUGCAUGUGUCUUUUUGAAUUAACAUACCCACUUUGGCCACUCCCCUCUGAAACAGCUAAAGCCCGUGCAUUGGCCCGCUGGUCUCCCAGUCCUUUCUGACCAGCUUUCCCCAUGCCAUGGUCCAAAGUAGUGGCCCAGCUCAGGAAGAAGGAGCCGAGAAUGAUGCUCCUAGUUUGACACCAUCCCUACGGAACACCACUUCCACCCCGCACCCCACCCUAGUAACUUAAACCUGUGGCCUCUGGAACCAGACCAGCUAUGCAGACUCCUCCCCCACCACCCCCAUCGCCCAGUAACGGGGAAGGAUCACAAAUCAGCUCCUUCCCGGGCAGCGGAAGCAGCUGGGUGCCGCACCUCUGAGUCUCUCGGGGUUUUGGUUGGCGGCAAGGAAGAGGGUGACGCUCAGCUGGGCAGCAGCAUCUCCGCCUCUGGCUGCACUCGCACAGCGCCCCGUGCUGGCCCCUCCAGAAUUUUCACCCCUCAAAGCGCUGUUCAAAUUAUAGAUAUACAUAGGAAAUAAUUCUCGUUUGAAUGAUUUUAUGUCAGCUCUGGUAAAAUGUGCCUCAAUUUCAUAUAAUAAUUGGAGAUUUAUUCUGCACAGAGUUGCUGUGUGCAUAAUUUCGUGUUGGAAAGGUGUGGAAAUGUCACCACCAGUGAUAUUUCUGUGGUUGGAGAAGCACAGCUUUUGGCUGGUCCCUUUGUUGACACAGAAACUGCUGUGUAACAGUGAAACGUCGUUCCGGAUGAAUUAUCAACCACAACCAUCAGGGCGAUACGUUUGGCUGCCAAGAAAAGGGUUCACUUUCUUCUGUUGUUUCAGGGCUGAUGGAAGUGCAGAGGGUGUAAAUAGCCAACAACAAAUUGACUUUCCAAAAGAUGUCAGUCAAAACUCACAAAAUGUGUUUAUUCUUUGAUUUAAUGAGCCUUCUUUUUGAGAUCUAUCCUAAGUAGUUAAGGUUGUUGGCAAGGAUUUAGCUGUAGGAUCUUUAGUGAAGCACUGUUUAUACAUACAGUAAGUCUCCUCCAUAACGAACUUCAAGUUUCGAACUUUCAAAGAUGCGAAAGUACGUUCACAUGUUCAAUCACGUAACUUAGUUCACGUGUCUGGCGUACAUUGUUACGAGCGUGCAUCCUCCACACGUGGUUGUGCUUUUGUGUACUUUACUGUACAGUACUGUUGCUGUGCAACACGAGGAGCUUACUAAUGAAGACCUGAAGGAAUUGGAGGCCCAGAGAAAGGAUAGAGACAAGAGGAAGAAAAAGUAACUGAAGAACAAAAGAGAUUCACGGUGCAGGAAAUGGCAAGGGGAUUUUCUGUAUUUGAGGAGGCACCGUGAGUUUUUGAGGCACAGGACCUGAACGCAGAACAGUACACGAAGGUUGCAGCAGCCGUUCAGAAUAUAAUCCAGUGCUACCGUGUCAUCUAUGACGAGAAAAAAGCUACUACCCAGACGUCACUGGAUCACUUUUUCAAGAGGGUAGAUAGAAUUGAAUCCAGCAAGGAACCAGAACCUGUGCCAUCCACGUCAGGUGUGAGUGAAAGUGCAUCUGGCCCUCCGUCUCCUAUUGCUGACGACCCUUCAGCUCUACCAUCUCCCACCUCCUCUCCCUCCUCCAGUCAGUAACUCUUCUUGCCUGUUCAUUCGAUGCCAGCCCCUGGAUGCCAGCUGUUGUACUACUGUACUUUUCAAGAUAAUGUACGUCAUUCUUCUGAAAUUAGUAACAUAAUUUGCUGGUGUUCAGAGGGGAAGAAACUGCAGAAACCAAUGUCUCCUUUACCUGGAACAUUCUGUAGUCAUUUGCAAUAUAAUGCUCCAGUGAUACUGACCUUCUUCCGGGUCCUUGAAUGCCUAGCUUCUCUCUCUGAUCCUAGUGGACAAGCUCAGCAUCCUGCCCCUUUAGAACAAAAUGUCAUUCUGAUGGGGCUGUCAAUCAUAUGGCCGCACUUUCCUUGCUGCAGAGCUUCUGGUAGAAACUGGCUUAUUGUUCGCAGACCUCAUUUUCUUCUCUUCGUGGUCACACAGCUAGACCAUACCUCCCAGCCUCUCUUCAAGGUGACCUUACAGAGGACUCCAAGGGGGUGCAGAGCCACAGAAUGGAAGAGACCGGUCCUUGAACACCGUGUGGCUAGCUGCCUCUUGAAGACCAACAUUCAACUUGGACGGGAAGAGAUGUCCUUCAAGGGCGCCCGGCUUAGCAUGAGAAGCAGAAGGAACGGCACGCCGGACAGCACCCGGACCCUGUACUCCAGUGCGUCUCGCAGCACAGACGUGUCCUACAGCGAGAGCGACUUGGUGAAUUUCAUUCAAGCAAAUUUUAAGAAACGGGAGUGUGUCUUCUUUACCAAAGAUUCCAAGGCCACGGAAAAUGUGUGCAAGUGUGGCUAUACCCAGAGCCAGCACACAGAAGGCACCCAGACCAACCAAAAUGAGAAAUGGAAUUACAAGAAGCACACCAAGGAAUUCCCCACUGACGCUUUUGGGGAUAUUCAGUUUGAGACUCUGGGGAAGAAAGGGAAGUAUAUCCGACUGUCCUGCGAUACGGACGCAGAAACCCUCUACGAGCUGCUGACCCAGUACUGGCACCUGAAAACGCCCAACCUGGUCAUCUCGGUGACCGGCGGCGCCAAAAACUUCGCCCUGAAGCCGCGCAUGCGCAAGAUCUUCAGCCGCCUGAUCUACAUCGCGCAGUCGAAAGGUGCCUGGAUUCUCACUGGAGGCACGCAUUAUGGGCUGAUGAAGUACAUUGGAGAGGUAGUGAGAGAUAACACCAUCAGCAGGAAUUCAGAGGAGAACAUAGUGGCCAUCGGCAUCGCGGCUUGGGGCAUGGUCUCCAACAGGGACACCCUCAUCAGGAGUUGUGAUGUCGAGGGAUAUUUUUCAGCUCAGUACAUUAUGGAUGACUUCAAGAGAGACCCUCUGUACAUCCUGGACAACAAUCACACCCACCUGCUGCUUGUGGACAACGGCUGCCAUGGGCACCCCACAGUUGAGGCAAAGCUCCGUAACCAGCUGGAGAAGUACAUCUCCGAGCGCACUAUUCAAGAUUCCAACUACGGUGGCAAGAUCCCCAUUGUGUGUUUUGCCCAAGGAGGUGGGAAAGAGACUUUGAAAGCCAUCAGUACCUCCGUCAAAAGUAAAAUUCCCUGUGUGGUGGUGGAAGGCUCAGGGCAGAUUGCCGAUGUGAUCGCCAGCCUGGUGGAGGUGGAGGAUGCCCUGACGUCAUCCAUCAUCAAGGAAAAGUUGGUGCGCUUCUUACCCCGCACAGUGUCCCGGCUGCCUGAGGAGGAGAUCGAGAGUUGGAUCAAAUGGCUCAAAGAAAUUCUCGAAAGUUCUCACCUAUUAACCAUUAUUAAAAUAGAAGAAGCUGGGGAUGAAAUUGUGAGCAAUGCUAUCUCCUAUGCAUUGUACAAAGCCUUUAGCACCAAUGAACAAGAUAAGGAUAACUGGAAUGGGCAGCUGAAGCUUCUGCUGGAGUGGAACCAGCUGGACCUAGCCAGUGAUGAGAUUUUCACCAAUGACCGCCGGUGGGAGUCUGCUGACCUUCAGGAAGUCAUGUUUAUGGCUCUCAUAAAGGACAGACCCAAGUUUGUCCGCCUCUUUCUGGAGAAUGGCUUGAACCUGCAGAAGUUCCUCACCAAUGACGUCCUCACCGAGCUCUUCUCCAAUCACUUCAGCACCCUGGUGUAUCGGAACCUGCAGAUUGCCAAGAAUUCCUAUAAUGACACCCUCCUCACGUUCAUCUGGAAACUGGUUGCUAACUUCCGAAGAGGCUUCCGGAAGGAAGACAGGAAUAGCAGGGAUGAGAUAGAGGACGUGUCUCCUAUUACUCGGCACCCCCUGCAGGCACUCUUCAUCUGGGCCAUUCUUCAGAACAAGAAGGAACUUUCCAAAGCCAUCUGGGAGCAGACCAGGGGCUGUACUCUGGCAGCCCUGGGAGCCAGCAAGCUUCUGAAGACUCUGGCCAAGGUGAAGAACGACAUCAAUGCUGCAGGGGAGUCCGAGGAAUUGGCAAACGAGUACGAGACCCGAGCAGUGGAGCUGUUCACGGAGUGUUACAGCAGCGACGAAGACUUGGCAGAACAGCUCCUGGUCUAUUCCUGUGAAGCCUGGGGCGGAAGCAGCUGUUUGGAGCUGGCGGUGGAGGCCACGGACCAGCAUUUCAUCGCUCAGCCCGGGGUCCAGAAUUUUCUUUCCAAGCAAUGGUACGGAGAGAUUUCCCGAGACACCAAGAACUGGAAGAUUAUCCUGUGUCUGUUUAUUAUACCCUUGGUGGGCUGUGGCUUUGUAUCAUUUAGGAAGAAGCCCCUCGACAAGCACAGGAAGCUCCUGUGGUACUACGUGGCCUUCUUCACCUCCCCGUUUGUGGUCUUCUCCUGGAACGUGGUCUUCUAUAUCGCCUUCCUCCUGCUCUUUGCCUACGUGCUGCUCAUGGAUUUCCACCCUGUGCCGCAACCCCCGGAGCUGGUCCUCUACGCGCUGGUCUUUGUCCUGUUCUGUGAUGAAGUGAGACAGUGGUACAUGAAUGGGGUGAAUUAUUUUACCGACCUGUGGAACAUCAUGGAUACGCUUGGACUCUUUUAUUUCAUAGCAGGGAUCGUAUUUCGGCUUUACCCUUCUAACAAAACCUCGCUGUACUCCGGACGAGUGAUUUUUUGCCUGGAUUACAUUAUAUUCACGCUCAGGUUGAUUCACAUUUUCACGGUCAGCAGGAAUUUAGGACCCAAGAUUAUCAUGUUGCAGAGGAUGCUGAUAGACGUGUUCUUCUUCCUGUUCCUCUUUGCCGUGUGGAUGGUGGCCUUCGGCGUGGCCAGGCAAGGGAUCCUCAGGCAGAAUGAGCAUCGCUGGAGGUGGAUCUUCCGCUCGGUCAUCUAUGAGCCCUACCUGGCCAUGUUCGGCCAAGUGCCCAGCGACGUGGACAGUACCACGUACGACUUCUCCCACUGCACCUUCACGGGGAAUGAGUCCAAGCCCCUGUGCGUGGAGCUGGACGAGCACAACUUGCCCCGCUUCCCCGAGUGGAUCACCAUCCCCCUGGUGUGCAUCUACAUGCUCUCCACCAACAUCCUGCUGGUCAACCUGCUGGUCGCCAUGUUCGGCUACACCGUGGGCACCGUCCAGGAGAACAACGACCAGGUCUGGAAGUUCCAGAGGUACUUCCUGGUGCAGGAAUACUGCAACCGUCUCAACGUUCCCUUCCCGUUCGUGGUCUUCGCCUACUUCUACAUGGUGGUCAAGAAAUGCUUCCGUUGCUGCUGCAAAGAGAGGAGCGCAGAGUCUUCCGCCUGCUGUUUCAAGAAUGAAGACAACAUGACUCUGGCAUGGGAGGGUGUCAUGAAAGAAAAUUACCUUGUCAAGAUCAACACGAAAGCCCACGACACAUCAGAGGAAAUGAGACAUCGUUUUAGACAGCUGGAUACAAAGCUUAAUGAUCUCAAGGGUCUUCUAAAAGAGAUUGCUAAUAAAAUCAAAUAAAAUUGCAUGGACUCUAAUGGAGAAAAAUCUAAUUCUAGCAAGGUGGCAUCAGACAUCUAAAUGGAAAAGAUUCAAGGGGUGCUCCUGAGUAGUUUUGUUCUCGUCUAAAUGAGAAUUGUUCAGGCCCCUGGGUGCACAGUGAUGGUUUUAAUCACCCCAGUGUGCUCAGUCUGAGGAUAAAAUGUGUUACUGAUUUCACACGAAAGAUGGAUGUAAAGGAAGAGCACCUCCUACAGCUCGCUUCCGCUGAAGGCUGCCCUAUUACUUUCCGAGUCUCAGUGGCCAGAGCCUGCUGGUGAUAGUUUAAACUGUACUGUAUCUUCCUGUUUCCUGCUCUCUUCCUCCUUUGACCCAUGCAUAUUAGAGAAUAUCUCUCCUAGGAGCUGGAACCUGGUCAUGAUUUCCCUCCUGUAUUGUUAUUUUGUUUGUUUCUGAUUGAUUCUCCAUUAUUUCCUUUUUUUUUGGUAUAGUGUGACUAAUUAGCUGGCGUAUUGUUAAAAGUCUCCCCAGUCAGGUCAGGUUCUAAAAACGUGCUGCAGCAAGAGGGCUCUUCUUUCUUCAGGAGAAACUAUUUUCAUUUCUCAUUAUGCUUUUAUUCAUUAAAGCAGGUGAUAAAAUAGCAUCUUCCUGUCUCACACUCACCAGGAGCUCCACUUGAAGGAAAUAUCCCCUUCCUAACCAUGUGAAAAGGCACCUAAAAAUGAAAUCCUCAGAGGUGCAUCUGAUUUUGUUUUCACUGGGUGUUCCUCUUUCUCCUCCUAGUUAUUAUUUUCCUAUUAAAAAUAAUUCAUGGAUAGUAUAGAAAAUUCAUGGGUAUUUUAGAAAACACAGACUACAUGGAAAAGUAGAAAAUAUAGUCUCACUACCUAAAGAUAAUCACUGCUAACAAGUUAGGAUGUUUUUCCAAGUCUGUUUCUUUUCUAUGCAUGUUUUAUUUCUCUUUUAAAAUUUUACAUAAUGUUAUCAUACCACAUAUACAAUUUUAUAUACACUUUUUCAGUUAAUAGUUUAUCGAAGAUGUUUUCUUUAUACUCACAGUCUUCUUAAACUUUACAUUAACAAUUGCAUGUUGUUCAGUCUCUAAUGAUUUCCACUAUGUUGGUCACUGAAGGUGGUUUCUCGUUGGCCAGUUGGAUGAGCAUCUUUGUGCCAGGAUCUUUUUCCACAGUUGGGAAAAUUUCCCAUGGCUAGAUUCCCAGGAAUAUGUAUUGAUUAUCAAACUGUUUACAAGGCUUUUUCAUAAAUGUUUAGCAAAUAGGAAUUAUUAACUUGAUAUAAGAUAUGAGAUACAUGAACCUAGAACUCUUAAGAUAAAAUAUUAUAUCUAAUCCUUAGUUUAGGAAGAAACCAAUAUACUUAUUUCAGUAUUAUAGAUGGUGAAGGCAUUGGUAUAGAAUUGGAAAGAUUAUAUUAUUGAACACUUGUAGUCCCAGCUUUGUCUGGAAGUGGUGUUAUCUUUGCCCAAAAGAGAUGCGCUUGGAAGUACGUAAAGUCAUUUAAAUGUCCAUGAUUAGUUUUUUCCACUUUGAAUAGAAUGUACUCAGUGGCUAAAGAAGAAAAUCUUAGAAGGAAGCUGUUAAAUGAUUAUCUAAUUAGAAAAACUACAAAAGCAUGAACCAAAGAAGCUUUUUCUGUUUUGUCUGGGCAGUAGUUAAAAUGACUACUCACAAUAUUCAUGAUGUUUUCAGGGAACGAGGACAAAUAAAAGGUGUCUUUUUACUUAGACCUCGUUAAUGGUCUAGCAGGGAAUCUUAUUCAGUAACAGGAUUGAUCAGUUCAUGGUUUUGGUUGCUGAAAGUAGAUGGGAUAAAAUCAAUGACAAAUGUUGUCAACGAAAGGGAUUUUCAAGUUUUCUCUGUUGGUGAGAGAAUUUCACGUUUGUUUCACCAUGGCAACUAGAAGAGCUGCCUUUUCUGAAGCCACCAAGAAGAGGCUUGUGUUAUCUCCACGGUGACUGGAAAAAACAAAGUAUAUGGCACUGAACAUAUUGUGCAGAGAGUGACCACUGUCCUAACCUCUUACCUUCAGUUCAAGUGGUGAAUUUGAAUAAAAUCAGUAAAUGAAAUUGAAAACCUACCAGAAGAGAAAACUUAGCAUAACUGUUGGCUGACCCCCUUAACCGUGCUUGUCCCUAUAUUCACAUUUCCAUUGACUGUGUUUUUGUUAGUGUAAGAAAUAGGCCAUGUGCACAUCCGUAUCACGAGUAAAAGCAAUUCUCCCAUUGACGCUGAUGACAGAGAACUUGAACAGUACUCGGAAUUCACUUGUAUCGGAGAGGGAGCUGCCCAGUGUUUCCAGCUCAGCUCGUCUGGGGGGUGUUUUUGCACAGUGACUCUCCAUGAUUCUUGUGUAGCCAGUUCACUGUUUCAGGUGUAGCUCAUGCAAAGAGCACACGUCUUGGAUGCACUUCUCAUCAAAGGUCCUCUGUCUUGUACAUGGUACUAAAAGUGUCCUGUGCACGUGUGCAUCACUGCUGAUAGCCCUGCAGCUUGGUUUAAAUGAGUGGGUCAAUGAGUUAACCAGGAGGAACUGUCAUGGGUUGCCUUUGCCAUUCUACUGAGAGUGAAAAAAAAUCCAGUUCCUUCCUUCAUGCAGAUGCAUCUCUAUGGGGAUUUGAUUCCCAGAGUUACGUGAACUGACUUCGCUAAGCAGAUGACUAGAACAUUCUGAGCGAAUGCAAGCAGAAGAAUGCCCCCCGUGGUUCUGGUUCUUGCCAGCAGGGCCAGAUUUGGAUCCCAUGGUUAGGCACCCAUCUGUAGCCCAAGGGUCUCCAGCUUCUGUGACUUGGAGCUAGCCUCCUAUGUCACCAACCCUCAGACAUGCAUAGCAGUUUCUGAGAUGACAGGGGUCUCCUGUGGCCUCAGGACCUGUCUGGGGGCCAACAUGGUGUCUUUUGU
Globicephala melas (long-finned pilot whale) is the source of this 8625-nucleotide messenger RNA. It is a transcript of the gene TRPM8, whose product is annotated as transient receptor potential cation channel subfamily M member 8. NCBI's taxonomy places the organism in Eukaryota, Metazoa, Chordata, Mammalia, Artiodactyla, Delphinidae. The record is from RefSeq and is a predicted model, not a curated record. Gene Ontology annotation, cellular component: plasma membrane. Gene Ontology annotation, molecular function: ligand-gated calcium channel activity. Gene Ontology annotation, biological process: calcium ion transmembrane transport.